Suillus bovinus is the source of this 1140-nucleotide messenger RNA. RefSeq lists its product as uncharacterized. Lineage: Eukaryota; Fungi; Basidiomycota; Agaricomycetes; Boletales; Suillaceae. The transcript is spliced from 6 exons. The record is from RefSeq and is a predicted model, not a curated record. Bases 1 to 1140 code for a protein of 379 amino acids.
AUGUCGAACCAACAAGCGCUUGUUGAAGCGCUCUUGAUGAAAUCAAUACUUGGCCAAGAGCUCGUUGAUACUAAGUUCCACCUAUUUUCAGGCCGCUCAGCACAUUUACGUAAAGUCUCCCGACUCCAAGCCUUGUCCGCCAACAACGUUCUUCUGACAGCACGCUCCGAAUUUUUUGCCCAGCUAUUGUCCAGAACAGAGGGACCCGAUGCCGCGCUUGUCGAAUUCGACGGUGGCUCAGUGUUCGAACAUGGCAUGGCACUUGAUGAUUAUGGAUACGCUUCUGACAGCGAUCUCGAAGAUGAAAAAUUUGGAAAAGUUGAAAAAGCUAAUCAAACCACCGUCCUCGAGGGAAACAUGAGUGAAUCAGAUUGCGAUGACGAUGAGUUAUUUGUGGUGGCGGAUGGGGGGUCCAAAAUUCACUCAACAACCGGUAAUCCCAUUCCGGCCAGCCCACUGCAAGCAGCGAUGUCUAUCACAUCUGCCCCAAUUCAACCCGAACUACCCGUUAUCAACUGCCGGAACUUACUGGUGCGAGACACGGCAUUCAGGACAUGGAAAGCGCUCUUGCUAUAUCUGUAUACGGACAAGAUUGUCUUCUCCCCACUCAAGUCUCAGGGACUGCCCAGAGCUGAUGUGGAGGACCCUAACCCUAGCACAUUGUGGCCUUGCUCACCAAAAUCUAUGUAUCGUUUAGGGUGUAAGGUUCGACUUGACAGUGUCCGCGACCAAGCUUUCAAUGCAAUACGCAGUGGUUUAAAUGCAGAAAACAUUCUCCAAGAGCUUUCCUCUUCAAUCACAUCCAAGUAUCCUGCAGUCCUGCAAAUGCAUGUAGAAGUCCUACUCCAGCACAUCACUUCUGUCCCUGUAAUCCAGAACCUCCCUUCGCUGGUCAAGAGGAUCGUUGACUCGCAAUUACCUCAUGGAGCAGACAUUCUCAUUGAUUUGUACCAAAAAUUUCUGCUACGAAACCAUCCUAAAGCGCUUGCGCUUGCAAAUGCGCCGACAUCGGAGGAACCAACCUCUAAGGAACCGCCCUCUCCCCAAUCUGUUGGUGAAAGCCCAGGGUUCCCCAAAGCUAAAUCAAGUUCUUCGAGAUACGGUAUGGGUAUGAGGAAAAAGAACGGUUAUUACUCCUAG